UUGACUGUUUCUCUUCCUCCUAUUGUUGGCCCCAAUUCCUGUCUUUGUGCUCAGCCUUUUACCUUAUUUUUGCAAUCUGCUUUGUUAACUCUUCUCACCUUUGUUCCUUGUGGGACUAGCAAAAAUUAUGUUACUCAAACCUGCAGAUUGCUCACACCAUGCUGCCUUCCGCUCUUUGUUCACCUCAUCCUCCUUUCGUUUUCGAACCUCUGAUAUCGAUGGCCAUUCACCCCUCGUUUUCGCCUCUAAAACCCUCUUGAAAUCGAGGUCUUUCAGCAAGAUUUCGAGGGGUGACAGCAUUAGGCGCUCCUGCAGCUUGAAUCUUGAUGAUAAGCCCUCGUUUCACGUUGUUGCAUCGGCCAAGAUGUCGAAUAGCCCUAGCGAUGAUGAAGGGUGUAGGCGGAAGAACUGGCACUGUGCCAUUUUAAACAAUAGCGUUAACAACACCAGUAGGCAAGGUGGGAGGGAUCAAGACUCGUUCUUGGAGCCACGUUUUGACUUCUUGGAGCCAAUGAUGCUAGGGAUCAGACCGGAGUUCCCAGAGUGGCCGGAUAAGGAAACGGCUGCUUGGGCGAUGGUUGAACAGACGGCAAAUAGUUUGGACAUUCCCCUCUCACUUAGGAUGAUCAAGAAGAAGCUGCAGCAGGAGGAGGGCUUUGCUAGUGGCUCCAAGGAGGCAGAGGCGGGUGGCUCUUGCUCAGUGAAAGCGGCCUUUGCCUCGAUGGUGUUCAUCAUUGUUGAGCUGCAAAGCUGUGCCUUGCACAUGAGGGAAGCUAUGUGCGAUGAGGAUUUAGAUGUGAUCACGUCUAAGGUGCAGAAGGAGUUGCAUUUCUCAUUUGUGUGGCUGUUCCAGCAGGUGUUCUCGAGGUCACCGGCUUUGAUGCUGCACGUGAUGGUGCUCUUGGCUAAUUUCAGUGUACAUUCGACUUCCCACAACACCACGAUAGGGGGGGAGGCCUCGUUGCUGGUGGAGUCUCUCCAGCAUAGGCAAGGGCAGCAGUAUCAAGUGAUUAGCUCGUCGUUGUCUAUGGAUAGACAUCACCAAACCGAACCGGCCCGGCUGAACCGGCCCGGAACCGUCACCGGCGGUUCCGAACCGGAACCGGAACCGUCGAAUGCACUCUUGCUAUGCAACUAUGCGCGAUUUCUGCAUCUCAUGGCACGCGACUAUCAGAGGUCCGAGGAAUGCUUCAGGCGGGCAGUACAAGUAACGCCACCGGAUGGAGAAUCCUUCAGUGAAUACGCCAACUUCCUAUGGACAGUGAGGAAGGAUUAUUUGGCGGCCGAGGAGACCUACCUACAGGCUAUGGCGCUCGAGCCCCACAACUCCUACUUUGCCUCUAGAUACGCCAACUUUUUGUGGAGCACUGGUGGCGAAGACACCUGUUUCCCUCUCAACAAUUCCUCCAACUCGAACGUGUAG
Salvia splendens (bonfire salvia) is the source of this 1423-nucleotide messenger RNA. RefSeq lists its product as uncharacterized. Lineage: Eukaryota; Viridiplantae; Streptophyta; Magnoliopsida; Lamiales; Lamiaceae. Gene Ontology annotation, molecular function: protein binding. Bases 128 to 1423 code for a protein of 431 amino acids. The transcript has 3 exons. The record is from RefSeq and is a predicted model, not a curated record.